Molecule: messenger RNA, 3072 nt
Organism: Salvelinus sp. IW2-2015
Lineage: Eukaryota; Metazoa; Chordata; Actinopteri; Salmoniformes; Salmonidae
Product: leucine zipper putative tumor suppressor 2 homolog
Biological process (GO): cell division; negative regulation of canonical Wnt signaling pathway
Source: RefSeq, a predicted model, not a curated record
ACACACACACACACACACACACACACGCGCAAGAUGAGACUGCAGUCAAAGCUAUAAAUGGUAGAGAUAAACAAACACAGAGUGUAAUAUCACUCUGCUCUCCCCUCAGAUGUGUGUGUUUGUGUGUGCGUGUGUAUCGGGGUCUGUGUGUGCACUUUUUUUGUUGGGGUAUUGUCCUGUGAAUAUCACGGUGGCCGUGGCAGUUUGCCUGAGUAACCAGAAGGAGGCAGUGGAUUCCUCUUCUCUCCUUUCACAGAAGACAGCAUUUUGGGCUCCAGGUCAGUGGGUGUAGUGGAGUAGAGGCGUCCCAGGGAGGAGUGAGAUUCUGGGGAUGAGAGGUACCUCUUCCCUCCCUGUCUCCCGCAGAGAAACAGGAGAACACUGGGACUCACUAACAGAGUGUGUUGGGUGUAUGUCUGGUGUUGUCCAGGUAACAUGGCUCUGGUUCAGACCCUGCCUGUGUCUGUGACUGACCACCCCAAGCCUCCCACCAGCCUCCAUAUCGUCACCCUCUCCCCUGUCGUCGGAGGGCCCUGUGGCCCCUUUGUCCCCGGAGCCACCAUGGGCUCCGUCAGCAGCCUCAUCUCUGGCCGGACCCAUCAGGAGCAGCGACACUGCCGGGCUGCCAGAGAGUUCAGCACUAAGCCACGCCGUAACACCCCAACCACCAAUUGUUUCAGGCUCCAGGGUGAUAGCCACACCCUGCGCAGCGGGAGCUCCCUGGAACAACUACUGGUCAUCAACAACCAGACCCAGCUCCAGCCCACCAAGCUCCAGCCGCCGCCACUGCCCACCAAGAAGCAGCCCCGAGCGGGUAACUCUGCUGGCGGAGCUGGGUGUGUGGCUGGAGGUGGUGGUGGUAGUGGAGGGAAUGGGAACUAUGGGUUUGUGAGUGAGGAGGUAGUGACUGUAGGAGACCAGAAUGAUAACCAUGUGGUGACGGUGGGGAGUCCGUGUAGCGACUUGGAGGAGCAGAGGGAUAACCGAGGUCUCAACGGGAAUAUCGGCGGUCCUCCGCCCAAACUCAUCCCUGUGUCGGGAAAACUGGAGAAGAACAUGGAGAAGAUUCUGAUCCGUCCCACCGCGUUCAAACCGGUGGUCCCGAAGAACCGCCACUCAGUGCAGUACCUCUCCCCGAGACCAGGGGGCAACCUCUCUGAGAGCCAAGGCACCCUCAACCUCCUCCUGCCCCUGUCUAUCAACGGGAAUAACGGAAAUACAGUGGUCAAUAACGUGAAUACCGUGUUCAAUAAUGUGGUCAAUGGCACGGGGAGCUACGGGAACGUUGUACCUCUGGUCGGCUCGUCCUCUUCCUCAGAUAGCAAGAGGAACUCAUACAGCGGAGGACGCAACGCUCGCAGCAGCCAUUCCUGCUCCAUGUCAGACUCUGGCCGUAACUCCCUGUCCAGCCUGCCCACCCACAGCAGCCUGGCCAAUAGCGAGGCCUCCGGGUCGGGUUCAGGGUCUGUGGGGUCCGGGGUGGGCCCGGAGCCUGGGAGAACCACCACCACAAACGGAGGGUCGGGGAUCAACGGAGGUCACGCCCACUCUACCUCCCACGGUCACUCAAACUCGGACAGCGGGCGGUCGUCGUCCAGUAAGAGCACAGGGUCGCUGAGUGGGCGAGGCCAGCCCCUGUCGGACAGCGGGUCGUGUGGGCGCUCGCCCCCGACCUUGGAGGGUUACGAGGGGGUGGUUAGGGAGCUGSAGGAGAAGUUGAGGGAGAGAGACCUGGAGCUGCAGCAACUCAGAYAGAACCUGGACGAGAACGAGGCCGCCAUCUGUCAGGUAUACGAGGAGAAGCAGCUUCGCUGUGAGAGAGAGCUGGAAGAGCUGAGACAGAGCUGUUCCUCUAAGAUGAAACAGGCUUCACAGAAGCCCCAGAGAGUACAACAGGCCUUACAGCUACAGGUGUUCCAACUGUAGCAAGAGAAGAAGAAGCUUCAGGAGGACUUCUCCUCUCUGCUGCAGAACAGGGAAGAGCUGGAGAGGAGGUGUGCCUCUAUACAGAGAGAGCAGACCCAGCUGGGACCACGCCUAGAAGAGACCAAGUGGGAGGUGUGUCAGAAAUCAGGUGAGAUCUCUUUGAAACAGCAACUGAAGGAGUGCCAGUCAGAGCUGAGCCAGAAGGGCGGGGAGCUGGUCCUGAAGUCCCAGUUGAGAGAGGUCAUGUCCGAUCUCCAGAACAGCCAGGCUACGACCCAGGAGGCUGGGUCGGCCCUACGAACACGCUCCCUGGAGCUGGAGGUCUGCGAGAAUGAGCUCCAGCGCAGGAAGAGCGAAGCCGAGCUGCUCCGCGAGAAAGUCGGACGCUUGGAGGAAGAGUUGGCCCGCCUCCGAGAUGCCCUGGCCAAUCAGGAAGGAGGUUAUCUUCCUGGAGGCCAGGCACCAGCCACUAAGGGCCAAUGUAUGAGCCUGCCCCUCUCCCAGGGGCGUGGGUGGGGGGUGGAAGGGAGGGCCUCAGCCCCUCUGCGUUGGGUACGAGAGGCGGAGGAGGGGAGGCUGGGUUGGGGAGGGGAGAGUGAUGAGACCAAGGCUCAGAGGCAGAGUGCUGAAGCUGUGCUGGGACUCAGGCAACAGGUGGAGAGGCUGAGGGCAGAGCUGAUGUACGAGAGGAGGAGCAGUGAGGAGCAGCUGGGCGGAUUUGAGGAGGAGAGGAGGGUCUGGCAGCAGGAAAAGGAAAAGGUGAUCCGCUACCAGAAGCAGCUGCAGCAGAACUACAUCCAGAUGUACAGGAGGAACAGAGAUCUGGAGAGAGUGAUGAGAGAGCUCAGUCUAGAGCUGGAGAACAGAGAUGUAGAGGACUACGACAUCCACAGCGGCAGCAACGACAUCCACUUCGAGGAGAUCGCCGCUACUGAGAUCUAGAGGGACCAUACAAGGGUGUCUUCUUGCCCCAGUGAGAUUUAGAGACCAGACAGGGGCGUAGUCUAACCCCAGUGAGAUUUAGAGACCAGAUAGGGGCGUUGUCUAACCCCAGUGAUAUUUAGAGACCAGACAGGGCGUAGUCUAACCCCAGUGAGAUUUAGAGACCAGACAGGGCGUAGUCUAACCCCAGUGAGAUUUAGAGAC